AUGUAUUCAAAUAAUGGAGCGACUAGCCGUGAAGUAGUCAAUCAUUGGAUCAAUAAGGAAUUUAAUUGUACAUUACGAGCUAAAUAUUUAAUUCUAAUCGGAUCACCGGGUACUGGAAAAACAUCCUUUGCUAAAUCGUUAUCUAGUCAUUAUAAUUAUUUCAAUGGAAAAUGGCGAUUAAAUCUUUGGAAAAAUUUUGCACGUUAUUCUACUUUCGACAAUAUUGGUUGGGAUCCAUUCGAAGAAAAAGAAUAUCCAAAGAAAAAAGAUAUAUCAACACAAGACGAACCUUUUAAUGCAACGGAUGAUAUCGAAAUAGUCUUAGAGAUUGAUUGUACACAACCAGCUAUUGUAUUUUCGAAACCAGGUCCAGCAGAAGAAGCACUAGUACGUCAACCAAUCACAUACGAAGAUCGAUGUGAAGCUACACUUUCGUAA
Molecule: messenger RNA, 438 nt
Organism: Rotaria sordida
Lineage: Eukaryota; Metazoa; Rotifera; Eurotatoria; Philodinida; Philodinidae
Source: the annotation of a GenBank genome assembly